AUGGAUAAAAGUGCAAAACCAGUAGUUUGCAUUAUAGCUGGAGAAGUAUGGAAAAGUAAUUAUGUAUUCAAUUUAAAUGAAUUACCAGAACGUUGUGACAUAUAUUCAGUAGGUCAAUUUGCUUUUGACCGUGAUGAUUGUAUCUAUGUAAUGGAAAAAGAUGAAAGUGCAAUUAAAAGCUUAACAGAAGCUAAUAAAGUCGUCUAUCUAACCAUUGGAUUUGUAAAUAAUGAUGAUUGGUGGUCAAUAUUUAAUCCUUCAGAUGCUAAUGAAUAUAAGACUCAAAAAUUUGAUCCAUUAGUAGAUUUUUUAAAUAAAUACAAACUUAGUGGUCUUUUUAUUUAUUUUCCAUCACUAUUAGAUAGUGAUAUUCAAAAUGUGUUUCAAAAAAUAAGCGAUUUUGUCACUUCAAUUAAAGAAAAAAUAGAUGGAUUAAAAGUUGGUAUAGUGUUUUAUGUAACGGAUCAGAUUUCAAAUAAAACUCGUUUUGAUUUUACAUUGAUAAAUGAAAUAAUGGAUCAUUAUGUCAUUGAUUUGUCAAUGUUGAACGAAUGUGAUGAUAAUUCAAAAAUAUACGGGUUGAGUCCAAUAUCUAGUGAAACUAUGGUUUCUAUUGAUCAAGUUACAUGUGUUGUAACUAAUUCAACUGUGGAUCAAUCAAAAUUGUUUGCUAAGAUACAAGUAUCUGUACUAAUUCCAAAAGAUCUGGUUGGAGAAGGCGUUAAGACCGUCACAACUUAUUCUAUAUAUUGUGGCGACAACGAUCUAGCAAAGUCAUCUAAGUUAUGUGGGAACCCUUCAAAUCUUUCAUAUGAUCAAGGAGCUUAUGUAGAUAAAUUCUACAGUGGAUUGUACAUAGAAUGUCUGGAUGCAGAUGAUUUCGAAUGCAAAUGUGGUUGUAAAAAUUUUCCAGUAACAAAUAUAAUUAUUGAUGGAUGGGAAAAAUGUGAUUUUACAGCGUGUUCUAAACUAGAUCAAAAUUAA
Rhopalosiphum maidis (corn leaf aphid) is the source of this 984-nucleotide messenger RNA. RefSeq lists its product as uncharacterized. The transcript has 8 exons. Bases 1 to 984 code for a protein of 327 amino acids. NCBI's taxonomy places the organism in Eukaryota, Metazoa, Arthropoda, Insecta, Hemiptera, Aphididae. The record is from RefSeq and is a predicted model, not a curated record.